Molecule: messenger RNA, 6130 nt
Organism: Physella acuta
Lineage: Eukaryota; Metazoa; Mollusca; Gastropoda; Physidae
Product: oxidation resistance protein 1
Biological process (GO): response to oxidative stress
Cellular component (GO): nucleus
Source: RefSeq, a predicted model, not a curated record
UUAAAAUCUUACUUGUUUGUUAGGAAUUUCGUCCACAAACCACUGGUAGUGGUAGCAUCAACUACACGUCAGUCCAAUCUUUUGCAUUGGAGUUUCUUUUCUCACUGGGAUAUUCCAUUACAGAAACCCCCUUCAUGUAUGUGUACAGCUUUCACACAGGAAUUAACUAAAUCUGUAUUUCGUGGAUUAAAAACUAGCCGAAUUUCAGAAAUUGGAAUAAGUGGUGUUGUUUUGUUUUUUUAAUCACGUGGAUGAAUCUCAACAAAAAACUGGAAGAAAACAUGUUGGAGGCCAACUUCGAUCUCUUUCAAACAGACCCUGACACCCCUCUGUUUCACACGGUGGGCCAGCCCGCCGGAAAUGGGAUGACGCAGCCGCCAGCUGUUCCCGCGCGGCCAUUAAUUAUAAUCUCGGCCCCGGAGCCGCCUGAGUACAACACGGCGGCGUACGACUCCGUCACCGAUGACGUCAGUGAGGGCCAGGUCUCGAGCGGCGAUCACGAGCAACAGCACCGGAUGGUGGAGACCUACGCCAACAUCCUGGCCACCAACAGCGCCAAGAUCGAAUCCAUGGCAGACUUGUUCGAGUCACAGGCGAGUCUAGGGGAUGCUCGUCACCAUGACAACCGGAAAAAGGAAGCGAGGGGCGGUCACCACGAGCACGGGCACCUGAUGGACUUAGGGGCGCCGCUGGGGAAGUACUUUGAUAUCAGUCACGUGUUCUCUGGGUACAAGCACAUGAAGCAGCACAAGGGCCUGGGGAAGAAGAUGAAGCACACGCUGGGCAGGUUCCGCUCUGGUUCUGUGGAGUCAGACAAGGGCCAGAACUAUGGGGUGGCCUUGGAAGAGCCCGCCUCAAGGUCAAGGUCGUACUCGUCGACAGACUCAGAAACCAGCAAGCGAGAUAACCCCGCCAACUCGCCCCGCCCUUAUCCUAAAGAAGGCGUGUGGGUGACAAACGCCAGCCACCCCAGCCCGCUGUCUCCGCCGCCCCGGGGGGCCCAGGGCCUACCUGUACCUAGCAGCAAGAAAUCUCCAGGUUUCCUCUCUGACCUGUCCUUACAAAGCACUCCUGUUGAUGCAGGUGCCUCGCCCACUAGCAGGCCCCGCGCUGGCAGCACCAAAGACGAGUCCGCCAGCCCCCUCUCUGCCACGGAGCUGCACAACUCUGUGCUCAGCGCCCUCUCAGGGAAAGGUCAGGGGUCACCCCAGGAGAAGGCUCCUGUAGAAAGAAAGGUCUCCAGCAAGCUGAAACCUAAAGGAACGUUUGAAUACACUGUCAAAGAUGGCGACACACUUGUCAGGAUUGGAGCCCACUUUGACGUGACACCGUCAGAGCUGAUCAAACUCAACCGGUUAGUUUCAAGAACCGUCUUCACCGGGCAGACCCUGUUUAUACCAGACCCUACAUAUGUGCCAAGUGACCCCCCAACCCCCCACUCGUCCACUCCCCCGCCUGACACCAGACCUAAAGUGGACGUCCCCCUGGUCAACCUGGCUGACCGGCCGAUGCCCUCAAUCCCCGGCCACGCUGUCCCUGUGUCGCCCAGGUCCCCAGACAGCAAGUCUAAACAGCUGAGUCAGCAGCGUAGUGAGGACGAGACAGACAAGGAGUGCAUGCAGAAGUUUGUCAAGGGCCCGGCCAGGAGGGUGCUGGAGUUUGAUGAGGAGGAUGUUAGUCAGAACCCUGAGAGCAUCAUAGUGAAGGGCACCCUGCUAGUGACCCCCAACGCGGUCAUGUUUGACCCAGACGCUAACGACUAUGCAGUGAUCAACCACAAGGACCCCAACUCCCUGGGCAUGGUGGUCUAUAUGGAUGAGAUCAAAAGUGUGGCCUUGUUCCAUGACAUCUCCCCACGCAUGUUCUGGAGGCAGCCCAAAGAAAUCCGUGCUCAUUCCCCCAAACCUACGCCUUACCGCACAUCCCGGCCCACGUCAGAGGUGGAGCGAGACGGAGAACCCUCCAGUAAACCUUCCCCCCUCACCCUGAGUGACCAGCGUCCAGCGCCAGAUGGGGAAAGUGUGGGGGACAGCCAGCAGCGCCCCCCACCUGAUGGCGCUGACCCUACAGAGGUCAGCAAGGAAUCAAAGACUGGGAGAACUUCAGAGGAGCUGGAGGUUAUGUCAGAGCUACCUGCACUACACUCAGAUUCACCCCAGCAGCAGGGGAGGGCCUCGGAGGAAGUGGAGAAUGCCCUGACCCAGCCCCAGGCGGACAACAGCCACUCCCCCCUGGUCAAGCAGAUGUCCAGGAGCUCUGAGCUGGAGGUCAGCGAGAUGGCCCUGCUACAGGACUCCCCCGAUGGCUUCGGUGAGACCCGCGACUUCGGAGGUCACAUGGGACGGUCUUCGUCUGAAGUCCACAGACACACCUCCAGCUCGCUGGGCAGGGUCUCGGACUCCUCCCCCGGGGACAUGUCUGGACGCCAGUUCUUUGUGGAGCACAGUGACUCAGCCAGUGACACCCUGGGUACCCCCACCCAGGGCUUCGCUCCCCUGCACUUCACCGACCGCUCUCCCAAAAGUGUGUUGGCUCACCCCAAGCCAGUGCCAGGCCAGAGGGGGAUGCUGCUGCCCCAGUCCCCGGCGCCCCAGAGUGACUUAAAGACUCAGAAGAUUCUGGAAGACAGUGAGGCCAAUGUCUCCGACUUCCAGAGUGGCGGCCACUUCCACGCACCCAACACAGCUGCAGCGACGACUGACAGCAACACCGCAGGUCUUUCAAUGGCAGACACGGAGCAGACGCCAGCUCCGCAAUCCACGGAUAGUGGAUGUGCAGCAGCAGCAUAUGAAAGCAGCACCGACACUGAGAGCAUCUUGGCAUCAGCUGAUGACCCAAACAACUUUUCCCUGUCCAGUAUUGAGAUUGUCGACCACCAAGAUUGCAAAGACGAACCCUCAAAAUUUGGCCUCGGCAACCCCUUGCCCUUAUUUUCCCCCCUGCGCACCCCAGCUCAACAACUGUCUAACAUCAUCGUCAACUACACAACCAACUUCAUCCGCAGCGCCACCUCAACCGUCAAAUCUGGAUCCUUCUCCUCCCCCUCCGUCAACGAGACCAGUCGAGCCAGAACUAAAUCUGUGCCAGUUUUUCCUACAAAUUCCCUGGCUGGCAUUCAGCUACGCAGCGGCUUCACCAAGGAGGAUAUGGAGAAAGCACUGGGACCUGAUCCCAAAAAUUACCUGCCUCGAUCUGACUCCCCCCACUUUGAGCAGCCGCCCCUCUACUUACAAAUCCGACCUGGAAUCAAGAGAGGCAAUGAGUCGCGUCAGCCGCGGGCGUUUGACCACAGGAAACAGAAACUGAUAGAGGAGUACUGGCUCAUUGUGCCGCGUGAGAUGGGAGACAAGCUGUAUGUUCAAGUUAAUGUUUUUCAAAAACUCAGGGGAGAUAAGUUGUACAGUUUCCUGAUGGAAUGGCAGCCUGAAGCUUAUGGAGACCAAGAUGAGACGGAGCCCAGGGAAAAAUUUUUCUUUGACAUCAAGGAGGUGGAGGACCUGAUCAAGCCACUGAAGAAGUCAUCAAAUCUGUCGCUGGACCGCGGCGACAGUGGUGUGUUGGAUGGGAAUUCUAAGGAGUUUGAGAAAACUUGGGAGAUCCUGAGUAAAGAGGAGGUGUACAGUGCUGAGAAGUCCAACGCCCUCUCUAGGGAGGACACAAUAGAUGAGAGCCAGCUACCUGAGCUCAUUGGACAGUCGCAGUUCAUUGAACCGUAUCAUGUCCUCUCCUUGGUGCGGUCACUGCCUCGUAACAUGACUGCCGGCUACAACUGGGAACUGACCUAUGCCACACACAAGCACGGCUACUCCCUACAGAACCUUUACCAGAAAAUGGAAAAUGUGGACGACUCACCAGUCAUACUUUUUAUAAGGGAUACACAUAAAUGUGUUUUUGGGGCUUUCCUGAGCCACCUGAUGAAACCCUGUGACACGUUCUACGGCUCUGGCUCCACAUUUCUCUUCACAUUCUACCCCGAGUACAAAAAAUACACUUGGCAGGGAGAUAACCAGUUCUUCAUUCAUGGGACUAAAGAAAACUUCGCUGUUGGUUCAGGAGAGGGACUGUUUGGUUUGUGGCUGGACAGCGACCUGAACAAGGGCAGGUCCCACGAGUGCACGACCUUCCAUAACGAGGUCCUAACCAAAGAGGAGGACUUCACCAUCACAGACUUGGAGGUCUGGAGGUUUGUUGAGUUCUCUAGCGACAAUAUUGAUUCAUCACUCCAGUCUCUAAAGGCUGACCCCCGGCCAGCGGUCAGUUUGUUCUCAACUUCACCUGUCCACCCGACUGCUGCCAACCUGAUCACCCAGGGACCCUACCAGAGGCAGAGACAUUCCACCAUGUGAGCGCUGGGUGUAGACGUGCAGCACAGUCGCAGCAGUUUGUGUCCCCUCGCAGGCCAACACCACACAGCUGGCCCUGGUGUUGGGGUCUGAGCCAGCAGACAAAGUACUUAAGGAGUCCGCCCAUCAUCCACCACAUGAAUAUUCACUGACGUCGUCGUUUGAUAUUUUUUACACAUGAAAGUAGCUCUAGUUCAAUUGCUCAUUACUGCUAGUUUCAGCUCAUCAGUAGUAUUAUAUAAUUAAUUGAUUUAGAAAUUAGUUUUAGUUUUUUGGGAUGUCGUGGGCCAAGGAACUUUAUGUGAAAAUGUUGUGCACACAUAAAGCAACUUUUUAAAACGAAAUAAAUAAAUGUGUUGUAUGUCCAAAAAAAAUGCAACAAGUCAACUAAAUGCUUGAUGGUAGUUAAGUUUUCACUUUAUAUUAGUGAGAAGUCUCUGGGGUUUUUUUUAUCUGUGAUAAAAUAUUGAAAAUAGGUGUAUUUAAACAUAUUAAAAAUGUUUAUAAAUAUUUUCUAAAUUAUGUAUAAGUCAGAGAGGCAUGUAAAUGUUAUGAAAAUCUUGCAUUAAUAAGUUUAACAAAAACCAAAUCUAACAAACGAAGGUUAACACCAUAAAGGCCAGAUUUUUAUAUGAAGUUGGUGGUUUAGCUAGUGAAUAGAACCUUCUGGGGGAUGCCUCGUGUGGCGAGCUGGUUCAAAACGAGGCUGGAAUUUCAAGGUCUAUUUUUACCUUCUCAGUGUUAGCCUGCACAUCUCAGCUGCAAUAAGUUUAGACAUGGUCAAAUCAAUGUGUUGGGUAGCUUAACUCUCUGUGUGUAGGUGAAUACUCUUAAAUGUGAUCCUUGUGUGUUUUACAAUUCACUAAAAUAGAAAAUGUGAUAAGUAGAUAGAUAAAACUUGUAUAUGGGUGAAAAAGAUAUCUAUAUUUAGAUUGUGAUACUGAUUAUCUCAUUGCUAGUGUAUAGCUGGUGAACAUGCCACCGUAGCCAUAGCGAUGUGCCACUGUUACCAUGGUGAUGAGCCUAGCUGUGGUGAUGCUGUUCCUUUGGUUCAACUUGUGUUUGUAUUUUCCUAUCGGCCUACAAGGUCCGGCUCUGUGCAGUGGAAUGAUGUGUUUACACUGGCACGUGUAUUUGUUUUGAUCAGUUUUGGUUGGCUUUUUGUUUCUGUCACUAAAUAAAAUGUCUGAUCUAUGUGCUAUUUUGUCUCGUUCAUCUCAUGAGUUCAGUAUUUUCAGUGACAUCUUAAGGGCAGGGCAUUAUAUAUUUUUUAUAUAUAAAUGUAUAUUUAUAUAUAUAUAUAUAUAUAUAUAUAUAUAUAUAUAUAUAUAUAUAUAUAUAUAUGGGACCGAUGUCAAUGCCCCAGAUGGUAAUGUAUUUAGACUAGUAUGGGCACCAAUUACCAACUUUAGUUGAAGUUGCUUUCUGUAAUGCAUUGAAAAAUGUUUUAGUUAAGGUUGCUCAAGUAUAGGUUAGUUUGAGUGUACAACAGUUGAGUGUACAACAGUUGAGUGUACAACUGUUUAGUGUACAACAUUUGAGUGUACAACAGUUGAGUGUACAACAUUUGAGUGUACAACAGUUGAGUGUACAACAUUUGAGUGUACAACAGUUGAGUGUACAACAGUUGAGUGUACAACAUUUGAGUGUACAACAUUUGAGUGUACAACAGUUGAGUGUACAACAUUUGAGUGUACAACAGUUGAGUGUACAACAUUUGAGUGUACAACAGUUGAGUGUACAACAUUUGAGUGUACAACAGUUGAGUGUACAACAUUUGAGUGUAC